Molecule: messenger RNA, 4077 nt
Organism: Nezara viridula (southern green stink bug)
Lineage: Eukaryota; Metazoa; Arthropoda; Insecta; Hemiptera; Pentatomidae
Source: the annotation of a GenBank genome assembly
AUUUUAUUUUAUGUUUUUCUUAGUGAAUGAUUAAAAAGUUAAGAAAAGUUUUAUUAAUUUGGAUUGUUUGAAUUAUCUACAAUUAGUUUUUUUUUUUUUUUUUUUGUGGUUUUGAAUACCUUUUGUUUGUUUACUAUUUCAAAAUGAACUGUUCUGAAUUAGUUUAAAUUAAUUUAGAUGGGUGGAAAAAUUCUACGUCUUUUGGGUAUGUAUUUUAUUAUGUUAUUUUUUUUACUAAUUUUCGUUUUGAAUAUUGUUCAUUAUUAAGAUCAAAUAGCGAGGAAUGGACAGAAGGCAUUUUGGAGAAAGCCCAUUCUUUGGUGCUGGAGGCAGUAGUGGCAGCGGAGGAGGAAAUGGAACUGGCAAUGGUAACAACAAUGGCAACGGUGGCAAUGGAAGUGGUGGUGGCCGCAGCGGAGGUUUUGGUAGCCCCUACUUCAACAGUAACCAGAAAUCUCCUGAGGAUGAUCUUAUUGCUAGGAGCAGAGAGUGGAUGUCUAGGCAGGAUAGAGAUAGAGAUCCUUGGAGGAGAUCUGUUGAUGAUUUCCUUGAUGAUAGAGGUAGCAGGUAUAAAGGUAGAGAUAGGACUUCCCGGGAUAGAUCUAGGUCAAGAGAGAGGGACCGUGACAGGGAAAGGGAAAGAGAUAGGAGUGAAAGGGGGGAAAGAGGUGAUAGAGGUGACAGAAGUGAUCGCGGGGAUAGAAAGAGAAGGUCAAGGGAUAGAAGUAGAGGCACAAGUAGGGAUCGUAGGCGGUCUCCAGAUAAUGAAGAAGGGCGAGAUCAUUCAAAGCGUUAUAGAGAUGGUGAUCGUUGGAAUGAAUAUGAUCGUUCGGGUAGCAGACAUGAUAGAUAUGACCGAAGGUAUGGAAGAGGUGAUGAUGAUGAAGAAGGUGGAAGAAAAUAUUCUAGUGAAGAAGAAAAUAGUAACAGUUAUGAUCGAAGAUCUGAUGGGGAUUAUGAUUAUUCAAGACCCUAUGCUGAUAGUUCUCUUCGUGCUGAAGAUAGGUAUGCAUAUAAAAAACAAACCCCACAAAAAACAAUCAUUAUUCGAGGUCUUGCUCAGCAUAUAACAGAACAUGAUAUUCAAGAGGAUAUUGUUUUAUCUCAGCUUCAAUGUCGAGACAUCCGAUUAGUUAGAAGAAAAGAUACAGGCACUUCAAGAGGAUUUGCUUUUGUUGAAUUCAAGUCAGUUGAAGAUGCAACUAAAUGGAUUGAAAUGAAACAAGGUGAACUUAUGUUAAAAGACCAUUUCAGAGCCUUGUUGCAGUAUAGCUUACCGAAGGAUCCUUAUACUUACGGGAGGGAUAAGCGUAUGUCAGAUUGGUAUUGCAAAUGUCAAGCUCAUAAUUUCAGGCGCAGAGAUACUUGUUUCAAAUGUAAUUUGCCUCGAAGAGAAGGUGAAGUAUUGGAAGGCACUGAUGAAGUCAGUUCUCAUCCAACAAAUACUGUUCUUUUACGAGGAUUAGAUGCUUUGACAACAGAAGAAAGUGUAUUACAGUCAAUUAAAUCAUUGUCAUCUUUACCCAUUAGAAGUGUGCGAAUAGGCCGUGAUCCUGCUACAAAUACUUCUAGAGGUGUUUGUUACCUUGAAAUGAAUAAUGUAGUGGAUGCCAUGUACUUACACAAUGCUUUGCAGACAUCAUGUCCUCAAGUUGAUGGUAGAACAGCUAUUAUCUCUUAUGCUAAACUAGAUCCUUUAACACUUCAUUCUUCAGCUGCAAUAAGUGGUCAAAUAGCUAAUGCUGCUGUUGCAGCUGCCCAAUGGAGUCAUCAAAAACAGGAGACAACUCAAUACAAAUUAAGUGAUGUUCCUCGCCUUGCUGAAUAUAGUGCCAAUCUUUAUGCAACUAAUCCUCAAGAGAAAUCUGCUUAUAUAGCCUACUAUGAAGACUAUUACAAAAAGCAAAUCACUGAUGGAGCAAAUAUCUCUUUACCAGUUAAUAAUUCAGCAGGUUUGGCUUGUGCUCAAGCUGCUGUUGCAGCCCAUAAAAAAACCAGUACAAAAGGUAGCUUAAAUGAACCUCCUGAUGGUUCUGGUGAUAAAACCUAUCCUAUUCCUGAUGUCAGUUCUUAUCAAUAUGAUAAAUCUUCUGGGUAUUAUUAUGAUCCUUAUACUACUUUGUAUUAUGAUGCCAAUUCGCAGUAUUAUUACAACAAUAAAUCAGGUAAAUUUUUGUAUUGGGAUGCCUCAAAAAAAACUUACUUACCAGCACCAACUGACGGUGCAAAUUCUCAGGCUCUUCAAGCUCCUCCACCUCCUAAUAUAAGUAGUGAUGAGGCUAAAGAUGAUGAGGCCAAGAAAGCAAAAGAAAAAAUAGAAGAAAAAGAUAAAGUGAAAGUUGCCAAAAGGAUAGCAAAGGAUAUGGAAAGGUGGGCAAAAACAUUAAAUCAGAAAAAGGAGAAUGCUAAACAAAAUAUUGUUGCUGCUCAGCAAGCUGUUUCAUCUAUGAAAGCUGCUGGUGCUGCAGACAUUGGUUAUGCAGUUUUAGAACGUAAAGAUCUUGUUCUCCCUAUAUUAUCUAAUGGUAUGGAUAUGAAAGCAUCUGCUAAGCAUGAAAGUCUUGUUGCUGCUUAUGGCCAAGGAAGUGAUAGUGAGCCAGAAGAAUCACAAGAGGAUAUGUCCCAAUUAGACAUCAAGAGCCUCACUGACUGGACCAAAAUGGCUUGUUUACUUUGUAAACGUCAAUUUCCCAGCAAAGAUGCACUUGUCAAACACCAACAGCUCUCUGAUUUGCACAAGCAAAAUCUCAAUGCAUGGUAUAAAUCUCGUGGAUUAUCAGAUUCUGAUGACAGUCAAAGUAAAAAUAUUCAAUACCGAGACAGGGCGAAAGAAAGGAGGUUGAAAUAUGGAGAGCCAGAUGCACCCCAGCCUAGCAAAUUGAAGGAAACAUAUAUGAAAGGUAGAGAAGCAGUCGUGAGUUAUGAAGAGCCUACUAGGGCAGGUAUUGGUAAUGAUAAUCUUGGUAGUAAGUUACUCCAAAAAAUGGGUUGGCAAGAAGGGAUGGGGCUUGGCAAAAGCAAUCAAGGAAGGACUAGUAUUAUACAAACUGAAAGAAGGGCAGCGUCAGCUGGUUUGGGAAGUAAAUCUGUUGGUGUUACUCCGGGACCUGGGGAAACAUAUAAGGACUGUGUUAAAAAAAUGAUGCAAAUCCGUUACAGUGAAAUUGAUGGGUCUUUAUCGUGAAAAAUGUCUAGAAAUUAUUUUUUAAAUGCGGGCUUUAGGCGUAGCUCAAGCGUAGCUAGGUCUUUGCUUUGGUUAAUAGGAUUUCGAUUUUUACUAUUCAUUUAAAAUUUAAACUAUUCAAUGUAUAUACAUUUCGAAAAAAAUCUGUAAUAAAUUUUUAAUGUAAUAUAUGUAUGAUUCAUCUCUGUAAAUAAAAUAAAUUAUGAAUUGUAUAUAAUUCAUGUAUAUAAUGUGUAGUAAGCAUAAGGUCUAAUGAAAUACAUUUCGAUUUUUUUAAUAUGUGUAUAUUUAGUAGUUAGGGAAAAAAUAAAAAAAAUCUGUGUGUAAGUAUUUAUAUAUGUACAUGACCGCGUUGUUUAUAAUGAUUUUUUACUUCGAAAAUAUCGUAGCUUUAAUUAAAGGAUGAAUGAUAUUGACAAAUUCAUUAAAUAUAAUUUUUCUUUUUUUUUUUUUUUUUUUUUUUUGUAGUGUGUUUUUAAUAAGGAAACGUAGUUUGUUUGUUAAUUUUGAAAAUUGAUGAAAGAAGGUAGGUAACUUGAAUUUAUUGUGAGAUUGAUUUGUGGGGUUAUUGUUGUGAUCCAUCAAAUAUUAAAUAUAAUAGUUGUUAAUUUUGUUGUUAGAUUCAUUAGGUUAUUUUUUAUAUGAGAUUAUACUUUUUUUUAUCUCUUUGAGAUAUGAAUGUUUUUUUAUAUUUAUAAUGAAUGUUGAUAUUUAUUAAAUAGAACAUUUUCACAUGCUGUUUUUUAAUUGAAAUUUCAUUUCAUUUCCCCUUUUUUAUUUUAUUAUUUAUAUUGAAAAUGUUUUAUUAAAUGAAAUAUAAUUGUACCUUCGGUCUUCUAAUGAUUAACAUUUAAGAUAAUGUUAAAUAUAAUUUUUUUUUUUUUUUAAUUUUU